Messenger RNA from Sceloporus undulatus (fence lizard), 1393 nucleotides. RefSeq names its product eukaryotic translation initiation factor 4E family member 2 (gene EIF4E2). Gene Ontology annotation, biological process: translational initiation. Gene Ontology annotation, cellular component: eukaryotic translation initiation factor 4F complex; cytoplasm. Lineage: Eukaryota; Metazoa; Chordata; Lepidosauria; Squamata; Phrynosomatidae. The record is from RefSeq and is a predicted model, not a curated record. Gene Ontology annotation, molecular function: translation initiation factor activity; RNA 7-methylguanosine cap binding. The transcript has 8 exons. The coding region runs from base 143 to 853 and encodes 236 amino acids.
GGUUCCGCUCCGUCGAUGGAAUCGAGGGACUAAGCGGGCGUUGAGGAGAGCGGAUGGAAGCGAAGGACCGGAAGUGGCGGGGCAGCAGGGACCGAGGAGGAGGAGGAGGAGCCGAAGCGACGGCGGCCAGCGACCGAAAAGGAUGAACAACAAAUUCGACGCUUUGAAGGAUGAUGACAGUGGAGAUCAUGACCAGAAUGAAGAGAACAGCACACAGAAAGAUGGUGAGAAGGAAAAAAACGAUAGAGACAAAUCCCAGAGUAGCGUCAAGAGGAAGGCUGUGGUUCCAGGGCCAGCUGAACAUCCCCUGCAAUAUAAUUAUACCUUUUGGUACUCCAGACGGACGCCUGGGAGACCCACCAGCUCUCAAAGUUAUGAACAGAACAUCAAACAAAUUGGAACCUUCGCCUCAGUGGAGCAGUUCUGGAGGUUUUACAGCCACAUGGUCCGUCCUGGGGACCUGACAGGCCACAGUGACUUUCAUCUUUUCAAAGAAGGAAUUAAGCCCAUGUGGGAAGAUGAUGCCAACAAGAAUGGGGGCAAGUGGAUUAUCCGCCUUCGAAAGGGCUUAGCAUCUCGAUGCUGGGAGAACCUGAUCCUUGCAAUGCUGGGAGAACAAUUCAUGGUCGGGGAAGAAAUUUGUGGGGCAGUUGUAUCCGUUCGUUUCCAGGAGGAUAUCAUCUCCAUAUGGAACAAGACAGCCAGUGACCAAGCAACGACUGCCCGGAUAAGGGACACAUUACGACGAGUGCUCAACCUGCCUCCCAACACUAUUAUGGAGUACAAAACGCACACAGACAGCAUCAAGGCCUGGGAGGAGUUUCAUGGCCUGGUGAACAGCGGCGGUCGCUGAGUGAACGCUGUCCCUCCCUCUCUCACACACCCAGGGGAUAAUUCCAGCUUCCGAAAUACCAAGAUCACACUAUGAGGAGGAGGGGGAGGGGGGUACAAAACACAGCUCCUUCUCCUCUUCCUCCAUCUGGCUCUGAGAAGGCAGUGGGGAAGGCUCUCCUUGUAACUCCCUACCGUUUGUCCUGGCUGGAAAAGAUGUGCAGGAUUGCCUGAGCUCUUGCUCCCCUUCCCUGAGGAUUUUUUGUUUGUUUGUUUGUUUAAAUAUCUACAUCAAAGACUGACUUUUGGGGACCCAAACCUUUUUGCUGGCAGAGCAGGUGGCGGUGCUUUGCUUUCUUCAGUGGAGCUUGUGCCUCCCUCCUUGGCUUCUGCUCAAGACUGGGGGUCAGUGGGGUAUCCUCUGGCCAUGGGUCGCUCUCUGUCCAGGGUUUUUCCAGUAUUACCAGCAUCUCUGCUGCAGAGGCAGAGACAGUUGGAUGGUUGGCAUGUGCCCUCUCCUUUUCACUUCUGCCAAUAAAUGAAUAUAGGCCUCUGUUCUUUC